AUGAUAAGAAGGGUGAGUGCUCUGAACACUUUCCUCUGUUCCAUUCUCUCUCACUUUCCUCUGUCCCAUUCUCUCUCUCCUCUCUGUUCCAUUCUCUCUCUCUCACUUUCCUCUGUUCCAUUCUCUCUCUCUCUCUCUCUCUCUCUCUUUUCUCUGUCCCAUUCUCUCUCUCUUCUCUGUUCAUUCUCUCUCUCUCUUACUUUCCUCUGUUCCAUUCUUUCUCUCUCUCUCUUUCCUCUGUCCCAUUCUCUCUCUCUUCACUGUUCCAUUCUCUCUCUAUUUCCUCUGUCCCAUUCGCCCCCCCUCUCUCUCUCUCUUUCCUCUGUCCCAUUCUCUCUCUCUUCUCUGUACCAUUCUCUCUCCCUCACUUUCCUCUGUUCCAUUCUCUCUCUCUCUCUCUUUCCUCUGUUCCAUUCUCUCUCACUCUCUCUCUCUUUCCUCUGCCCCAUUCUUUCUAUCUCUCUUUCCUCUGUCCCAUCUCAUUCUCUAUCUUUCUUUCCUCUGUUCCAUUCUCUCUCUCUCUCUCUCUCUCACACACACACACACACACACACACACAUUCCCCUGUUCCAUUCUCUCUAUCUGUCUCUCUUUCCUCUGUCCCAUUCUCUCUGUCUUCUCUGUUCCAUUCUCUCUCUCUUUCCUCUAACCCAUUCUCUCUCUCUCUUUCCUCUUUCCCAUCCCAUUCUCUCUCUCUUUUUCUUUCCUCUGUUCCAUUCUCUCUCUCUCUCACUUUCCUCUGUUCCAUUCUCUCUCUCUCUGUCUCUCUUUACUCUGUCCCAUUCUCUCUCUCUCUCUCUCUCUUUUCUCUGUCCCAUACUCUCUCUAUUCUCUGUACCAUUAUCUCUCUCUCUCUCACUUUCCUCUGUUCCAUUCUCUAUCUCUCUUUCCUCUGUCCCUCUCUCUCUCUCUCUCUCUCUUUCCUCUGUCCCAUCUCAUUCUCUCUCUUUCUUUCCUCUGUUCCCUCCUCUCUCUCUCUCUCUCUCACUUUCCCCUGAUCCAUUCUCAUUAUCUGUCUCUCUUUCCUCUGUCCCAUUCUCUCUGUCUUCUCUGUUCCAUUAUCUCUCACUUUCCUCUGUUCCAUUCUCUCUUUCUCUCUUUCCUCUGUCCCAUUCUCUCUCUCUCUCUCUCUUUCCUCUUUCCCAUCCCAUUCUCUCUCUCUCUCACUUUCCUCUGUUCCAUUCUCUCUAUCUGUCUCUCUUCACUGUUCCAUUCUCUUUCCUCUGUCCUAUUCUCUCUCUCUUUCCUCUGUACCAUUCUCUCUCUCUCUCUCUCUCUCUCUCUCUUUCCUCUGUCCCAUCUCAUUCUCUCUCUUCCCUUUCCUCUGUUCCAUUCUCUCUCUCUCUCUCUCUCUCUCUCUCUCACUUUCCCCUGUUCCACUCUCUCUGUCUCUCUUUCCUCUGUCCCAUUCUCUCUCUCUUCUCUGUCCCAUUCUCUCUCUCUCUCUCUCUUUUCUUCUGUCCCAUCCCAUUCUCUCUCUCUCUCUCUCUCUUUCUUUCCUCUGUUCCAUUCUCUCUCUCUGCAUCUCUCUUUCCUCUGUCCCAUUCUCUCUCUCUCUUCACUGUUCCAUUCUCUCUCUCUUUCCUCUGUCCCAUUCUCUCUCUCUCUCUCUCUCUCUCUCUUUCCUCUGUCCCAUUCUCUCUCUCUUCUCUGUUCCAUUCUCUCUCUCUUCUCUGUUCCAUUCUCUCUCUCUCUCUCUUUCCUUCUUUCUCUCUCUCUUUCUCCCACACACUUGCACACACACUGAAAUCCACACACACAUACAGCAAUCUAUUCCUUGUAAUGUUCUUGCUUUUGUCCUUUCACUUUCUCACAUUUCUUCUCACUCAACAUCAUUCUCUUUCCUCUCCUCCCUGUCUCUCUCCCUGCCUCCUCUCUCUUAACUCCUGA
Messenger RNA from Acanthosepion pharaonis, 1890 nucleotides. Lineage: Eukaryota; Metazoa; Mollusca; Cephalopoda; Sepiida; Sepiidae. The record is from the annotation of a GenBank genome assembly.